CCGAGCGCCAAGCGCGGGCAGCGCGGCCUACGCCGACCCCGGCGCUGCGCAUCGGGCGGUGGAGGGAGAGCAAAGGUCUUUCUCCUGAUUCCUCUGGGCCAGGACCUCUCAGAGACCUCCCGGACUGGAGUUUCGUGGAUGGUCGUCCCUCCCCGCUCUGGCGGGGACAGCUACGAAGGCUCAAGGAGAACGAGGAGAUGGCGCGCCGAGUCCUGAAGCUCUCGAAGGCUCUGGAUGUUGCCAAGGCUAAAAAAGAAGCAACUGGAGAGAUCCAAAUUCCUCAACUGCGGCCCAAGGGCUCCCAGUACAGACCAGUACAGAGCACCG
Acanthisitta chloris (rifleman) is the source of this 327-nucleotide messenger RNA. It is a transcript of the gene MRPL52, whose product is annotated as mitochondrial ribosomal protein L52. The transcript is spliced from 4 exons. The record is from RefSeq and is a predicted model, not a curated record. The annotation marks the transcript as partial. Gene Ontology annotation, biological process: mitochondrial translation. Gene Ontology annotation, cellular component: mitochondrial large ribosomal subunit. Lineage: Eukaryota; Metazoa; Chordata; Aves; Passeriformes; Acanthisittidae. Gene Ontology annotation, molecular function: structural constituent of ribosome.